This is a messenger RNA of Sparassis crispa, 1170 nucleotides long. RefSeq lists its product with no specific name. The transcript is spliced from 4 exons. The record is from RefSeq and is a predicted model, not a curated record. Lineage: Eukaryota; Fungi; Basidiomycota; Agaricomycetes; Polyporales; Sparassidaceae. The coding region runs from base 1 to 1170 and encodes 389 amino acids.
AUGGAUCCAACCUCAUUCAUAUCGUCUAUGAUGAGCCGCUCGCUCCCAAGCGGGGAGCGUGGGUAUGUGGCCAUGAUGUUCGAUUCAUGCAAUCUCUUUGCAAGCUGGGACCCUCGCAAUGUGAUUGAACUCGGUGACUACGGCAAGUUGAACGACGACGACCAGUUCACUAGAGAGGGGAACAUUUUUGAGGAUGGGCUCGCUCAAGCACUCGGCAUCACGUUGCGCCAGAGUGCCGAUGCAGGGGUGAUGUUCAUUAAGUCGCAUACUUUGUCUGAAAAGCAAGAUGGCAGGAGCAAGACUCCAGGAAUCCCUGAUGACUUCGAUGGCCUGAAAAAAUGUUUCAAGGUUUCCGGAAGUCGUGGCGCCCUCCUAGCAAUGGUGAAGCCUGAGAUCCAUCGUCUCUCUUCCAUCCAACAGCUGUCCUACCUCCUCUAUAAUGAGCCCACUUGGAAGGAUCGAGUGGUUGUAACCGAAUCGUACAUCUGCCCGUCGUUUGCGCGCCUCUGCGUCUCCAAGCAGGAAAGACCCUUCAAUCUUGGCCUCUAUUCAUCCGAAAGCACCGACUCUGCUUUUGCAAAGGACGACCUGGAGUGGCGGACAACUGCAAAUGUGGGGGAAGGCGAGUUCCUCCAGCAGGGCUUUACAAAGGAUUCGCAAACACGCAAUUACCCGUUGUUCAGGCUGGUGGGACGGCGUGACUUCCUUCAGUCCGGACCGUAUACAAGGCUGAAGAGACACUCAUCGUCAAGGAGGAAGUUUAGUCCUAGUCCCGAGAGGCGAAUCAGCAGUCCUCCUCCACAGCUCCCGCCAAGUAUCCUGGACUCUAUCGAAUCACCUCCCGUAACUCCUCUGCCUAACUCUAUUCAUCCAUCUCUUGAAGUGACUCAGGAGGACAUUGCUGCACAGGCAUCGAUCGCUGAUCGUGAUACUUCUUCCCCGCAGCCUGACAUAGAACGAGUGCACAGUGCUCCGAGUCCUGGUCCAUCUACAGUGGAUGAAGACGCGAAUACUCAGAACCCUCCUCUGUCCCAGAAACAUCGUUCCAAGUCCAAGCUCGGCCUAAACAUCGUAUUCGAUACCACUACUAAUCUUGUUACGAGACUGGCGGAGUCAGUCCGGUCUCGUACGUUCUCUGACGCCGCCUCGCCGCGGAGUCCCCGUCCUUGA